ACGUGCAUAAGAGCGUGAUGGAGGAGCUGAAAAGGAUCAUCGACGACAGCGAAAUCACAAAAGAAGAUGAUGCUCUGUGGCCGCCUCCAGACAGAGUUGGUCGGCAGGAGCUUGAAAUAGUAAUUGGUGAUGAGCACAUCUCCUUUACCACAUCAAAAAUCGGUUCACUCAUUGAUGUAAAUCAAUCCAAGGAUCCAGAAGGCCUGAGAGUGUUCUACUACCUGGUCCAGGACCUUAAGUGUCUAGUCUUCAGUCUUAUUGGACUACAUUUCAAGAUCAAGCCAAUUUAAAUCAAACAGACUGAAGUUUGUACUGCAGUGUCUCUGCUGGGGGUGGGGCAGGGAGGAGUGCUAUUUUAAUUCCUCACUGUUUCUGACCUGAAGUUUUUAUGUAUGUUAGAUAUUUUUUUUUACAAACUGUCAGUGACUGUCUUAAUAAAAUGGUGAGAGCUGUAUUUUUAAUUU
This is a messenger RNA of Apaloderma vittatum (bar-tailed trogon), 464 nucleotides long. RefSeq names its product protein mago nashi homolog. Gene Ontology annotation, biological process: RNA splicing. Bases 18 to 290 code for a protein of 90 amino acids. The transcript is spliced from 3 exons. The record is from RefSeq and is a predicted model, not a curated record. NCBI's taxonomy places the organism in Eukaryota, Metazoa, Chordata, Aves, Trogoniformes, Trogonidae. Gene Ontology annotation, cellular component: nucleus; exon-exon junction complex; catalytic step 2 spliceosome.